CUUUGUCCUCUUGGGGCCAAUAAAGGCGCCUGUUGCCCUGCGUGCAGAGUGCAGGCACGAUAGCAGCAGGUGACAAAAGCUCAGCUCCAGGAGCAGGAUCCAGACAUUCCCCAGCCUCUGCCCAAAAAUGCCGAAGCUCUUGCAGCCCCUGUCGCUCCUGCUCGUCCUCGCUUCCACCGCCCAGGGACAGACUGGUAGCGGCCCCAAGGUGCUGCAGCCGUGGCUCAUUGGCCUCACGGUGGUCGUCGUCUUCCUCUUCGCUGUCUUCGUCGUGCUGCUCGUUAACCGGCUCUGGAGUCUCAGGAAGAAGAGGAAGGAGAACGACCACCCGGAGACCCUGGAGACUGACAGGCUGGAGCGCUCCGGCCACGUCAACCCGGCGGCUGAGGACUGGGCAGAGCUGAGGGACGACAGGGAGCAGAGCAAGGCCGCGGCCACGUCCUUCUGAGUGCCCCCCGCACCCCCGUGCCCGCUCCGGGGCGCCUCUGACGGGCGCCGCAGCCUCACCCCGU
Molecule: messenger RNA, 512 nt
Organism: Camarhynchus parvulus
Lineage: Eukaryota; Metazoa; Chordata; Aves; Passeriformes; Thraupidae
Gene: SMIM24
Product: small integral membrane protein 24
Exons: 4
Coding region: 128-448 (106 amino acids)
Source: RefSeq, a predicted model, not a curated record